Rhinichthys klamathensis goyatoka is the source of this 4581-nucleotide messenger RNA. RefSeq names its product solute carrier organic anion transporter family member 5A1a (gene slco5a1a). Gene Ontology annotation, biological process: transmembrane transport; sodium-independent organic anion transport. Gene Ontology annotation, cellular component: membrane. The coding region runs from base 650 to 3100 and encodes 816 amino acids. The record is from RefSeq and is a predicted model, not a curated record. The transcript has 11 exons. NCBI's taxonomy places the organism in Eukaryota, Metazoa, Chordata, Actinopteri, Cypriniformes, Leuciscidae. Gene Ontology annotation, molecular function: protein binding.
UUGGAGGAGAUACUGCUUACAACGAUACCGUGAAUAACGGACAGUCCGUGCUACCCUUUCCGUCCAAGGACAAGGAUAUUUUGAUCACACGGCGAAGAUCUUAUGUUGUGUCGGAGCCGUGUGCAGAGGGAGGCGAUCGAUUACCGUUUAAUGUCGCCGAUGGAUUUAAACGUGAUUAUUAAUCUAGCGCAAAUAACCGGGCAGAAUGCGCGUGUGUGAUGCGGCCGAGCGCGCGCGCUGCUCCGCUGCAGUAUCCGCGCAGAGGCGCGUGAGCCCCCGGCGGCUGGUCGACCGUCGAUUCACUGUGUUGUUUUGGUAAAUAUGUGCCGAUUCGAAACUGGUGCGGUAAACGACCAAAGAGCGCAUUUAUAUAUAGUCGUAAUAAAACGUAUCUAUUUACAAGUAUCUGUUAAAGUGUUUUGUUGACAUGAGCCAGGACAGAAUGUCUGCAUCUCUAUUGCGCUGAUAAACGGGUCGGAGAGCCGGUGUGGUCCGUUAUCUGAAGCUCUUAUUGGGGACAGUAUUUUCGCACAGAAAGGAUAGGAUUUGUCAACGAUAAGCCGCGGCUGGUUUAUCCGAGAGCCUGUUAUGUUCGUGUGUCAGUGUGUGUCUGUGUACUAGACGCGCUGAGCUAACGCUGCCCGUCAGGAUGGAAUCCGGUGGUGUUGGGGAGGCCGGGGGAGGGGGCCUCGCACCCGUGAGACCGUUUCCGUACUUGUGUGAGGAAUCUGCUCAGGGUUUGAAAUCUAAAAGCCUCCCCGUGCUCAGUGGUAGUCAGGACGCGGAUCAGACUCUGCUCUCUGCCCCGCACAGCUCGCCCCGGUGCGGCUCCCCCGUCAGGACAGAGUGUCGUGAGCCGGAGGGGCGCGGCGGCGCGGCGGCGCUCUUGAGGUUCCGCCUGUUACAGGUGCCGGUGAGGCGCUAUGUGGACGGGAUCCUUUCAGACUCUCGCUGCUUCCUUUUCUGCAUGUGUUAUCUAACCUUUAUUCAGUCUCUGAUGGUGUCCGGCUAUCUCAGCAGCGUCAUCACCACCAUAGAAAAGCGGUACAGUCUGCGGAGCUCGGAGUCAGGUCUGCUGGUCAGCUGUUUUGACAUCGGUAGUCUCCUGGUUGUGGUUUUCAUCAGCUACUUCGGUGGGCGGAGUCAGAGGCCACGCUGGCUGGCCGUAGGGGGCGUGUUAAUUGCGGUGGGUGCCGCCCUCUUCUCCCUACCUCACUUCAUCUCUCCGCCCUAUCAGCUGGAGGAGCUGAACAGCACAGUGGGGGGAGAGGGGCUCUGUGCCAGUGGUAAUGGGAGUGGGCAGGAGAGACCCACACUGUCCAGGUGCCAGCGGGACCGGGAGGAGAGUGAGCACGCCCUGUAUGUGGCGCUGUUCAUCUGUGCUCAGAUCCUCGUGGGAAUGGGAUCGACUCCCAUAUACACACUUGGACCAACUUACCUGGAUGACAAUGUGAAGAAGGAGAACGCUUCCCUAUACCUGGCUAUCAUGUAUGUAAUGGGAGCUCUUGGACCAGCCGCUGGGUACCUGCUGGGUGGGAUUCUGAUCGGAUUCUAUGUCGACCCUGGUACCAUUGUCAAUAUUGACCAGAGUGACCCACGGUUUGUAGGAAACUGGUGGAGUGGGUUUCUCCUGUGUGCCGUGGCAAUGUUGUUGGUGAUCUUUCCCAUGUUCUCCUUCCCUAAAAAACUUCCGCCUCGCCACAAGAAAAGUAAAAGACGUGUAAAAAAGAGUGCAGGUGAUGUGUCCAGCGAUGAUGAUGAGAUGAUGAAGGAAAAGAGCCAGGCUGUCUCGUCCUCCAUGGGUUUUGGCAAAAAUUUCAAAGAUUUGCCAAAAGCAGCAGUGCGUAUAUUGAGUAAUGUGACGUUUUUGUUUGUGAGUUUGUCGUAUACGGCGGAAUGUGCCAUCGUCACAGCCUUCAUCACUUUCAUUCCCAAAUUCAUUGAAUCUCAAUUUGGUGUUCCAGCAUCUAAUGCCAGUAUAUACACAGGUCUGAUCAUUGUACCCAGUGCAGGUGUUGGUAUAGUUUUAGGAGGGUACAUAAUUAAGAAGCUGAAACUGGGCGAAAGAGAAGCAGCAAAGCUGGCCAUGAUCUGCAGUGGAGUGUCUUUGCUCUGCUUUUCCACUCUCUUCAUCGUCGGCUGUGAGAGCAUCAACCUUGGUGGAAUCAAUAUCCCUUACACCACUGGGCCCACGCUGACUCUGUCUCACCGAAACCUAACGGGAAGCUGUAACGUCAACUGUGGCUGCAGGAUUCAUGAGUACGCACCCGUCUGCGGCUCUGAUGGCAUCACCUACUUUAACCCAUGUCUGGCGGGCUGCAGCAACAUCGCCAACCACACCUCAGGAAUCAGAAACUAUUCUGACUGCGCAUGCGUUCAGAGCAGACAGGUGAUCACGCCAUCAGGAGGAAACCAUGAGCUCCAGGUGGUGAUCGUGAAGACGUACCUGAACGAGAAUGGUUACGCACUGGCAGGAAAGUGUGAGCGCACCUGUGGAACACUCAUCACCUUCCUCAUCUUUCUCUUCAUCGUCACUCUCAUAACCGCCUGCGGUCAGCCGUCCGUCAUCAUCGUUACGCUCAGGUCAGUGGAUGAAGAGGACAGGCCGUUUGCUCUGGGAAUGCAGUUCGUUCUUCUCAGGACUCUUGCCUAUAUCCCCACUCCUAUCUAUUUUGGAGCUGUGAUUGACACCACCUGUAUGCUGUGGCAGCAGGAUUGUGGUUUCCAUGGGUCCUGCUGGGAGUACGAUGUCACUUCCCUCCGCUUUGUUUACUUUGGGCUGGCGGCGAGCUUGAAGUUCCUGGGCUUCCUGUUCAUCUUCCUCACCUGGUAUUCGCUGAAGCAGCGUGAGGAACAGACGCACACACACUCGCACACGCUUUCCCCGCUGGACACGGUGAGCCACCUCAUCUGCCACGCCGGAGGUCACAAAGGUCACGCACGCACACGCUCCUGUCCUGUCUUCCUGCCUCGGCCACCUGAACACUCCCAUGCUGCCAUGACAACUGGACACGCUCUUAGCCGUGGUAACAGUUGCCCUGGGAAUGGCCUGAAAGCAAUAACUCCACCCAUACGGUCUCUUGAAAAAGUGGCAGUGUGAGUGUUGGAGCCAUGCACACACACACACACAUGCUUACACUUGCUCAUACACAUGCAUGCAAACAUCAUACAUUUAAGAGGGCCGAUUAUUAUGUAAAUGGAAAAAAACGCCACACCGCUUAUAGCCAUUGCUGGUGCCUUUUUAAAAAAACGCAUACAUAAAUACACGUUAAACACACAAUAUUGCAGUAUUUGUGUGAAGCACUGAUUAGUAAUAAAACAAUUUUGACACAAUACCUCAGCAGGACAAAUACCUCUGGUAAUCAUCACAUACAAAUACACACAUUCAAACACAUUUACCGUAGUUAUCUCAUCUAGUUACCUAUAGUGUUAGUUGUGCACAUACUCUUCUGCUUCACCUGUACAGUAGAUAAAUACAUGUACUUGUUUACCUCAUUGAUUCAUCCAUUCAUGUUUCAACAGUGAUGGGAAAGAGACUGCAAAUUUACUAUGCAAACUCCUCCCACAGCACUGACUCAUCAGGUGUACUCGACUUGAAGCAGACCGAUUGCGAUCGGUUACCGUGAGUGUGAUUUGAAAGCAUUGAGAGCCGUCUGCUCUCUAAUCACUCUUGCGGUACUUCAAUGUCAUACACACCGAUCGGUCUGCGCAGAGCCGCUUUAAGUCGAACACACCUCUUGUGAAUCACAUUAGCCCCUCCCAAUCUUUAAACUCCUCCCCUAAAACAUCCUCCCUACCAACUAUAUUUGGCAUGCUGACUAAACUCCUCCCACAGGAUUGACUCCACACAAGCAAUGGCUCCUCCCAAACUUUAAACUCCGCCCACUGCUCCACCCACUUUGUUCCAUUUAUUUUUCAGAUGUUCUGUUGUGUUGAAAUGUUUAGCUUUUUAGUACUACAAUUACAGUGUGUGCAACUGUGCAGUGCACACAUCUGUUAAGUCUUUCUGUCUCUUUUUUUCAUAACCUUUGACUUUUGUGCAUCAUAUCAGUAUUAAUAAUGUUUUCUUCUGUUGUUGAUUGUAUGUUGGUGGUCAACAGUCAUCUCGGUAAAUAACACAACUCGUAUAUAGGAGAUACGUCAUCUCAUGUUCAGACAAGCAUUAUGUAUACUCUUGAAAAUAUGCUCGUGUUCUGAUUGCGCUGCAAUUGAGCCAGUAUUUGUGGUGUUGAUGGUAACACGCGUGACGAUUGUCAUCUCUAGCUCUGAGCAGAAAUCAGCUUAAUUCCUGAUCACUGCUGGACUUUGGUAGAAACAGAGCAUGAUACACACUGAACUACUGCUGAGGAAACCGUUUGUUACAUUUUCCUCUCCCUCUUUUUCCCCAACCCUUCCUAUGUUACUGUGCUCUGUUUGCAAACAGAAGACCCGUUAAUACAAUUAUUUAUUUGAAGUUACUUGAAGGCUUGUCUAAUCGGGGGCAAACCUUCAGAAAUUCUUAAACUGGUUUGUUUUACUUGUACAAAUAAAUGAUGUGUCAAUAAAUUGUCUAAAUAAAAUUAUUUUGAUUUUGUGCUGUGA